Molecule: messenger RNA, 2112 nt
Organism: Aspergillus pseudonomiae
Lineage: Eukaryota; Fungi; Ascomycota; Eurotiomycetes; Eurotiales; Aspergillaceae
Exons: 1
Coding region: 292-1908 (538 amino acids)
Source: RefSeq, a predicted model, not a curated record
CUGUAGUUGGUCCAAAUCGAUCCUUUACUUAUAACUCUCUCAUUUAUUCAGGGUCCAGGCUGCUAUCCCAUCUCAAUAUAGGAUGCGACAAAACCUUCACAGUUCAUUCUGACCUAGAGCAAUCGGUCAAACAGCUUACGGUGGUUACAGUUGUCACCAUACUUUUUCUUUGCUUUUUCUUUUUUUCUUCCUUUUGCUUUUUUCCUUAUUGGCACCUUACGGCCUUCCUUCUCCUCUAUUCUUACCUACUUGCUAGGCUAUUGCUAUAUGGUUCAUCAUCAGUCCUAACAAAUGACGACCGAUUCUUCAGCAAUUAAACGCCUGCACAUCACUCCCUUCACCGCAGAACUUCUUCCCUCCAUAUUAUCUUCAUCCGUUCGGCCCUUAGCCACAGAAAUCUCCUUCCACGGCAUCCCGACGUUUCCGGAGAACAAUUACGGCUACGUGACGCUACCAGCGAUGGAGGCGGAUAAAAUUAAGAAGAAGCUCAACGGUUCAAUCCUCAAAGGUCGAAAGUUCAAGGUGGAUGUAGCUCGGCCACCUAAAAGACAGAGGGACGAAGGCGAAGGCGAAACUGAUAAGGCAGCUUCUAAUACAGUAUCGCCGUCAAGCAAGAAGUCAAAGAAACGAAAGGAUGCCGGAAAUGUUUUAGAGGGAUAUGAGCUUCAAACAGAUCGCCAAGUAAAGAGAGGCUGGACAGAGUCAACAAGCUCCUUGAAAGAGAGGCGCAAGGAGGAGAAGAGAAACAAGAAGAAGGACGAUAGAACAGGAAAGUUGCAGGCGAAAUCCAAGUAUACGGAGAAGGCAGAAUGUUUGUUCCGAACAAAAAUCCCUCCUAACAGAGCCUCGUCUGCUGAGGUGGAGCAAGACAAACAGUCGAAGAAGAAAAAGAAAAAAUCUUCACAGGAGUCUGUUGUACAUGAGUUUUCAAAGACUGUUACACACCCGAGUUUCCUGCGGACAGAUAAGGACGGAGCAACGCCUACGUUUUCUUUCGAAGAAGGUAAGGGUUGGAUAGACGAUUCAGGAAACGUAAAAGAACAAGCCAGCGAUCGAAUCAGAAGUGAUCAACACACACCAGGGAAAAUACCAGGGGCAAAGGAGAAACCGAAGUCCAAAACUUUGCUCAAGACUAAGGCAAGCCCUCAAAGACUUGAUGAUGCAAAUGCUGUUGGAGGAGAUGUUGAUAUGAAAGAAUUGGAUGAAUCGGAUGAUUGGACCUCGUCUAGUGGGGCAACGUCUUCCGACGAUAGUGCAACCGAUUCUGAAAGCGAGGCAAGCGUGACAUCCAGUUCUUCAGAUGCAUCAGGUAUCUCCAGUGACCAGGAUGGACAGGGAUCGCAGUCGACGCCCCACGGUGUUGAAAAGAUUUCCGGCCCCGAAGCAAUGGUGGACCAGGGCGUUGCUCAAGCGGAGAAAGAUGAUGAGCCACACCCCCAAGAAGUCCAUCCACUAGAAGCUCUCUUCAAGAGACCCGCACCUGACACCACCGAUGUUAAGCCUGAUGCAGAUGCCAAUGCGCAAUUUAGUUUCUUUGGACAGGGAGACAUGGAAUCCGAGGAAGAAAUACAGGAAGUUGCAGAGCCACAAACCCCGUUCACGAAUAGGGACUUACAAAGCCGUGGACUGAGAAGUGCUGCCCCCACACCUGACACAGCGUUGGCUGGGCGAAACAAAAAGUGGAAUAGCCUAGAACAACAUGAGUCCACGGAUGUGGAUGAUGAGCCUUACACCAAUACACCUGUUCCAAAAUCCAGCUCAGGACCCAGGGAAGAAUCUGAAUUCACAAAAUGGUUCUGGGAAAAUCGCGGAGAUAACAAUCGAGCCUGGAAGAAGAGACGGCGUGAUGCUGCCAAAGAACAGAGACAAAGGGAGAAUAGGAGGAAAGGCAUGAAAGGGAAGUCAUAGGGUUAACAUUCUAGGAUAUAUUUUCUAUAGAACCAUGUGGAUAUCUCCUAGCUAUGUCAAUUGAGAUAUUUGCUGGAAAUAAAGCAUUCCAAAGAUCAAUGUGCAUCAUCCAUAGGUAGAACUGAUAUCAUUAUCACGUGAUGACAAGGACCCAGGUUAUGGGUUUAAGCUUUAUAUCACCGCAACUGAUAACACAUUUAUUCA